This is a messenger RNA of Pantherophis guttatus, 2429 nucleotides long. RefSeq names its product C-X-C chemokine receptor type 2-like. Gene Ontology annotation, molecular function: C-C chemokine binding; C-X-C chemokine receptor activity; C-C chemokine receptor activity. Gene Ontology annotation, biological process: calcium-mediated signaling; neutrophil chemotaxis; positive regulation of cytosolic calcium ion concentration. Lineage: Eukaryota; Metazoa; Chordata; Lepidosauria; Squamata; Colubridae. The record is from RefSeq and is a predicted model, not a curated record. Gene Ontology annotation, cellular component: membrane; external side of plasma membrane.
CAAGAUGGGAGACAACAGAUUCGAUUGGGACGAGAUUAUGCUGUCAGGCAUUCUAGAUAACUAUAGUGAUUACUUGAAUGAUACUUUAGAUUUCCUAGGUCCAUUUACAGAACCUUGCAAAUCACAUCAAACAACACAUACAAUGAAAUAUAUUGUAGCAUUUAUAUAUUUUCUGGUCUGCAUUUUGAGCCUGCUGGGCAACUCCUUGGUGAUUCUGGUGGUGAGCUACAGCAAAGGAAACCAUUCUGUUACUGAUGUUUAUCUCCUGAACCUGGCUAUUGCCGACCUUCUCUUUGCAGUCACCUUGCCCAUCUGGGCUAUAUAUCGAGCUCAUGAGUGGAUCUUUGGCACUUUCAUGUGCAAAAUCGCCUCAGUCCUGAAGGAAGUCAACUUCUACAGUGGUGUCCUCCUAUUGGCCUUUAUCAGUUUUGAUCGUUAUUUGGCAAUAGUUUAUGCUACUCGGGCCGCCACUCAAAAGAGGCACUGGGUCAAAUUUGUCUGCAUUGGCAUCUGGCUCUUUGCCUUCCUCUUCUCGCUUCCUGUGAUCCGCUUCCGGGAAGCUUUUACAGUCUCAAAUCCCCAUCACACAGUUUGUUAUGAGAAUAUUGGUGGGAAUCAAACAACUAAAUGGAGGGUAGUAUUGAGAAUUUUACCUCAGGUGUUUGGUUUUCUCCUCCCCUUGACUAUCAUGAUCAUUUGCUAUGGAAUAACAGUGCACAGACUCUAUCAGACGAAGAACAAGCAAAAGAAGAAGGCAAUGAAAGUAAUCUUGGCCGUCGUGCUGGUCUUUGUGCUCUGUUGGCUGCCCUACAACAUCGCCCUGCUUUUUGAUACUUUGUUGAGGAUUCGCUACAUUAACGACACCUGCUCAGUUCGAGAAAGAAUUGACGAUGCUUUGUCAGGUACUGAGAUUUUGGGAGUUGCUCACAGCUGUAUCAACCCCAUCAUAUAUGCCUUUAUAGGACAGAAAUUCCGGAACAACUUCCUCAAGAUCUUGGUCUCACAAGGUAUGAUCAGCAAAGAGAUCCUGAUACGAUAUAGGAGGGGAUCCAGCUUUUCAACUUCCUCUGGUAAUACUUCAACUACCCUGUAAUAAACUUGCCUGCCAGAAGAAAAGGCAACUGAAAAAAUUCUUUGUCUGAACAAUGUGGCAUCUUCCAUAGAGAUACAUUAAAAACUGUAGAGAUCACUCUUUGCUUUGAUUUGGGAAUGCUAAUUAACGUCAUUUUUAAAAGCUCUGUUUAUUUUUCUGAAAAGACAUGUCUCCAAGUUUUGUGACUGGUCUCUUGAUUUCCUUCCUUUCCAUAAUUUUUAUCACUUUUUUAAUUUUAAUAUGGUGAUUUAGGACAUUGUAUUGUCCUAAAUCCUAAGCAAUGUAUUAAGAACUGUAGAUACUUUGAUAUAAAAGCUUGGCUUUUGGAUCGCAGCUGAACAGACUUUGCAUAUAAUCAAACAUUUAGUUUUGACUUCAUCUCCAUUAAGGAUUUGUCUGUUAAACAGAGAUUUUACUGCAAAUGGACCCAUUUAUAUAAAAUUAUUACACAAAUGACCUAACUUUAGUUACAUGACAUGCAUUAGGUUUUAACAGAAAUUUGGAUUUAAUGGUCCCACCCUCACCCACAUACUGAGAAAGAGGGAGGGAAGGGUUUCUCCCCCCCCAAUAAAUAAGCUUUAAUUGACCACAAGUGCAAUUGCAGGGACAAAUUGGCUGAAUAUUGGAAUAUCUGUUAAAUCAACCAGUAGUUCCCUCUGCUGAUAGAAGGUGCUUUGUAAAUGACUCGGGCAGUUCUGAUAGGAAAGAAUUGCCUUGGGCAUCUUUCUAUAGUCUCUCUAUUUGUAUCAAUUCUAACAAAUGAUUUUAAUCCUAACAUGUCAUUGACAAAGUGCAGUAAUUCAGACUUCAACUUAUUCCAUAAUUUGUUCCAUAUUUUCUAUGAAUGCUUCCAUAGAAUCCAUAAAUAAUAAUUAUAAUACAUCCAAAAUAAUUUAAGCUGUAAAUUGGCAUAUGUCUGAGUCAGAAAGAUAUUUUCCUCGAGAAACUAUUCAGAGAAAAAUCAACAAAAGAUGCAGUGUGUUUCAUUCUCCUGUCAUGGAGCUACAUGGCAGCUCUUCAUUCUUUCAUAUAUAUGAUUUUGCAGCUAAGAGAAGUCCUUUUGAACUUUGAUCUGUACCAGAGAUGCUGUCCUCUCAAGAUCCAUCUUUUCAUAAUUAGUAUCCCAGAAGGAUUACUUUAAUUCUGUGAGAUUGCUUAAAUGGGGGAAUUUAAACAGAAGACCUUAUAUAACUAUUGGAUUUUUCACACUCUUGUGUUUUGUUGAUUAAUGGCAGAGCCUAGCAUUUGGCUAAAUGAGGCUACCACUGUUGGUGUUGUCAUAGAAGAUGUAGACCACUGAAAUAUCCUGUGCCUCUUACUGCAUGAAGAGUGGAAA